This is a messenger RNA of Suillus fuscotomentosus, 522 nucleotides long. RefSeq lists its product as uncharacterized. The record is from RefSeq and is a predicted model, not a curated record. Bases 1 to 522 code for a protein of 173 amino acids. Lineage: Eukaryota; Fungi; Basidiomycota; Agaricomycetes; Boletales; Suillaceae. The transcript is spliced from 4 exons.
AUGUCUGCUCACAGAUCUUCCAGUGUGGCCACUCGCUUACUGACACCAUCCGAAUUGGACAGCGGCUCUGAGUCUGAGUUGGCCUCCAGCUUAGAUGCCUCGUCGCCACCAACACAAGAUCCAAAGGCCAAGUCUAAAGCAAAGCAUAACAACACGGUAAAUAACCAAAGGAAAGGCAGCAUCACCGCGAGGGAACAGUGCUUGCACUUUGCACGCUGGAUCCCUCGUGCCAUCGAUAUGUUUUGUAGCUUAACUGAUACAUUCCGUAUUGCGAUGCUAAUGGAAGAGGAAGAGGCUUCUAAGGUGUCGGGUCACUCAGAAGAUGAAGAUGUCAAGGCGCAGCGAGACCAAGUCCUGUCUUACGUGGGUAAAGAUGCCCAAGAACGACACAUGAGAAAUUACUCAAAGAUCUUACUUGGAGCCCCAUACUUGCGCAAACUUGCGCAUGGAAACGUCAAACAACAGACGGAGCUGCACGCUAUCCUUACCGAUGUAGGGAUUCAUUUCUGGCUGGGCUUGUAG